AAAUAAUGAUUUCGACGCGCGAGGGGCGGAAGUUCGUUGACGAGCCGCCAUGCAUUCAAACGUCACUGCCGUUGGAGCGAAAACAGGUGGAAACUCAUCGUGGCAUUUAAAUUUGUUGAAAUCGUUAAAAUCAUCGUGUCUGAUGAAAAGGUUAUUUUUUGCGGCUCUGCGAUUCGUCGACGUGAUGUGAAACGAUUGAGAAGUUGCGGGGAACGGACUUUGUAUUACAAGUCAAAAGAGAGAAAAUAAUCUGUGUUCUGGAUUCGUUUGAAUUAUUUCUGAACAAAUCAUUGACAAUUUUAGACAACAGAUUUAAUUACAUGCAAUGCUAUUCAAGAUGAAUUGCAAGUUGUUACUGAUAUUUAUUGUAUUGUGUAAUUGUAAACUUGGGAGCGCAUCUAUACUAGAUUGGGUAUGGCAAUCAAAAACAAAUGACAAAACUGCUUCAAUCGAUGAUGGCGUACCUUUGAUCUCGAUUCCUUAUGAGAUGAUGACAGAGGAUGAAAAGUUCCUCCAACAGGCUGCCAAGUUUACGAACAUCCAAGUGUCUUCUCCAUUGGAGACCUGUCAACAUAAAGUUAUUAUGAAAAUUAGAACUUCGUGUUCCGAUAUGACUGAAGAGGAGCUCGCAAAACUGAGUGUAAAUCUCCUCAAUUGCCAAUCAGCAGUUGAAGGAAGGAAAAUGUUUCCUUGCACCGAAGAAAUGUCCCUUCAACAAUGUACAACACAUAUGGAUGCUGAUAUGUGGAAUGCAUAUCAUUUAAUGAGUAAUAGAGCAAGAGCAGUUUGUUAUGCAGCUCGGAAUACACAAUUUCGUGCUCUUACAGAAUUAACUGUCAACAAGCUGAUGCAUUCUGCGCAUUCUCAAAUUGAGGCAUUGAAGUCUUUGAAGGAAAGUCAAGAUCAUUUGCAAGACCAGACAACAGAAGCUCUAGUGUCAUUAUCCAAGGGAAACAAAGCACUCUUGGAACAACAAGAAUACUUGAAAGAUGCUCAAGUAACAGCUCAUAAUCUUGUAACAUCGAAUCUGAGGGAAUUGAAUAACGAAAAGGCAUUAAUACGAUCUGGACAUACUCAGCUCGCAGCUAUGGCAGAAGAUAUAAAAAAUAAAUUGGAAAAGGCGCAUAAAGAGAUCGAGCAACAGGUCAUUGAGCAUGGUAAAAAUCAUGAGGAAGUGUUGGAAGACUUGAUCAGUAUAAAAGAACAAAUGCAAUCAAUUUGGGAUAAAAUCGAAAGUAGCACUAAUCAUAUAUUGGACCAACAUGAGAAAACCAUCGAGCAUUACGAGCAGACAAUGCAGAAACUCGCACAAAUUAAUAAUACUAUUCAAUAUAUUUGGAAUCUGACUAAUAUUAUGCGCACAGAAGUAGAUAAAAAGUUGGGAUGGAUUACAGACUAUAUCGGCGAUACUGGUGAACAACUGCAAAGAAUGUAUCGCAUAGUUUCACAUGUUGUGUAUAUAUUGGUGGCGAUGAUAAUUGCUGCGUUUUUACAAGCACCAUUUUUAACUAGAGCCAGCAUCUUGGCCGUGGUGCCAGUAAAUCUUGUAACUUACUUGAAACAUGGCAUGGAAGCUUCUCUAGAUUUUACAUCUAUGACAGUACUAAUAUUCUUAAUUAGUGCAAUGUAUUUCGUAAUGUCGGGAAUACAACAAAUGUUUGGACCAAGCAAUUCAGAAGCAAAGACACAACCAGCUAAGUUGACUUCUCAAAAUGGACAUUUGAACGGAAAAACAUAUAAAUAUACAACAUAUUUCAGUUCUAUGCCAAAAAUACAAUUGCACAAAAAAGUAAUAAAAAAAAUACAAGACUUUUAUAAUUUCAUCGUUUUGCAAAUAAACUACUAUAAAGAGAAAAUUAAUGAUUUAAUACAUUUGAUCAUUCCAAACAAUCAACGCAAUUUAAGUACGCACGAGGAACUCUCCUGUUCAUAUCAACCAUUAAAGAAGAAUCGUGAAGGUGUGUAUAACAAACAGAAUUUUUCGAAUAUGUGGGACGAUCAGAUGGACUGCGAUUCUUCAAACACGAUAAAUUCGUUGCAAGAGGAUUACAAUGAUAAACAUUUUAAAGAUAUAGCAGAAACGUUGAAAUUGAAAUAUUCUAUGUACAAUACGAUGGCGCGAUCUAGAAGUUGUACUCCGUCAGAUACAAGAAUGCUUUGUCUGGCAAAUACAAAAAAUGGCAGAAGAUGUCGAGUGUUUGCUUCACCCGGGCAACCUUACUGCUAUCAUCAUUCUAGUAGUUCAUCUAUCGUAGAUGGUCAUCUCAAUUAAAUCUUUGAUUAUCAAUUAUAUGAAUUGUUAUUGAAUAGAGAUUGUCACACACAUUAUACCUAAAAUAAACUUAUAAUUGAUAA
Molecule: messenger RNA, 2355 nt
Organism: Nylanderia fulva
Lineage: Eukaryota; Metazoa; Arthropoda; Insecta; Hymenoptera; Formicidae
Source: RefSeq, a predicted model, not a curated record